Sycon ciliatum is the source of this 2750-nucleotide messenger RNA. RefSeq lists its product as uncharacterized. Gene Ontology annotation, biological process: protein dephosphorylation. Lineage: Eukaryota; Metazoa; Porifera; Calcarea; Leucosolenida; Sycettidae. Gene Ontology annotation, molecular function: protein tyrosine phosphatase activity. Gene Ontology annotation, cellular component: focal adhesion. The record is from RefSeq and is a predicted model, not a curated record.
AAAGCAUCAACGAAGCUGCUUGCUGGUGUUGAAUGAGCUGAGCGCUGGCUGCUGUGUGGCAACGUUCAAAUUCUACACGAGUGAAACCCGGCGGUGCGCGCUGGACUGGUAAAUUCCCCCUGUUAUCAGGUGGCUGCAGCUGGCUGGCUGUUUGUAGAUUGCGGGGCGGAUGAGCAUCUCGUGGGUAGAUCUACAGGUCGUGCAUCCUCGGUGUCAUGCUCUGAUCCGCCAGCCCUUCAACUCUCAGUCGCCUGCACUGCACACAGCGUGUGUUACGUGUGCUGGCAGCGCUGCACUGUACUGGCACAUGGUGGAAGCGGCGCGGGUUGUUUUACACGAGCUGACACAAAAAAAUUCCUGUAGAAUAGAUACUGCCUGCCCUUGUGGAUAGAUCACUGAUGGCAUCGACAGCAGCUGCACCAGCAUCAGGCAAUGCUGCCGCCAGCACUGCGAUGAGCGGUUUUAUUUGCCCGAACUGCGUUGUCACACUGCCCUCGGCGGAGAAACUCCAGUCCCACUGGCUCGAGUUUCAUGCUGAGGACACGCCAGGUCAUCAAGACUUCACGCACGUACCGAGGCAAACCGAUCACGUCGCUAAUUCCAGAGGCAGAGAUUCUGUUUCGCCAUCUUCAUCGGCAGUACCGGACGGUGGUGAGCGUAAUGGGGAAAACGGAGUGAAUGGCAGUGGGCAAGGGACAAACAGUGCAACGUCGUCGAACACUAGAAGCACCGACAGUCCAGUGCAGGACCGCGGCCGCCAGGAGGCUCACCAGCUGAGCAAGUCGGUGCUGUCCAGGCCGCGGGCGUGCAAGGUCUGCCACCAGAUCAUCUGGUCGGACACGAUGACCUGCCAGGUGUGUUCGUUCCACUGCCAUUUGAAAUGCGUCGACAAGGACACAUCGCUGUGUGGACGUACCUCCGCUGGUCUAGUAUCGCCAGUUCGUGCUGCCACCGCUGCCAAAGAUAAAGCCGUCGUGAGCAAGAGUGCGCCGGAUAGCAGAGCACCGCAGCCGCACGAACCACGUGGUCUUGUGUCCAAAGUGCGGCAUAAGGUUGCGCAAGGACGGGCACGUUACAUCGACGAGUCGUUUGACCUGGACCUGUGCUACAUCACGGAGCGACUCAUAGCGAUGUCAUUCCCGUCGGCCGGAGUGGAGGCAACGUAUCGUAACAACCUGAACGACGUUGCGCGUAUGCUAAAACUCAAACACAAGGAAAACUACAUGGUGUUCAACGUGUCGGAGCGUUCGUACGACGUGAGCAAGCUCAACCAUCAGGUACUAGACUUCGGCUGGCCGGAUCACCUAGCUCCACCUCUAGACCGCCUCUGCUCAAUCUGCAAAUCCAUCGACAGCUGGUUGGCAUCGGACUUGGCUAACGUAGCAGUAGUGCACUGUAAAGGUGGCAAAGGUCGCACGGGUGUAGUUGUCUCGGCCUACAUGCAUUACAGUAACCAGCAUGACCUGAGUGCAGAGGCUGCCCUUGACCUGUUUGCCAUGAAGCGUUUCUAUGACGAUAGGUGCGGCGGUGUGACACAACCGUCUCAGAGAAGGCUCGUCAAGUACUUUGAAUGGCUGUUGAAGGGUCAGAUCCAGUUCACAAAGUCACCGCUCUACCUGUCUGCCAUACUGAUUCACGGCAUUCCCAACUUUGACGGUCAUGGCUACUGUCGUCCAUAUGUCCGGGUCUAUCAAGAUCUCAAGGUGGUCUAUACGUCCGACAUUCUCACGGUCAUACCGGGCAGCGAGGCUGAUCUCAAGAAGCGCGUCGUGUUUGAGCUGGCAACGCCUCUUGUACUCCACGGUGACGUGAUGAUCAGAUGUUUUCACAAGCGUACCACAGGUCACGAGGUCAUCUUCCGACUGCAGUUCCACACGUGUGCGGCAGUGCGUGACCAGCGCAUGGUCUUGGCCAAGGCCGAGCUGGACGACGCGCACAGCGAUCGCCGCUUUCCCGACAGUGCCCGCGUGGAGCUCAUCUUCCAGCCGCCGCCGGUCGAGAUUGACGAUCCCACGAUCGCUACAGCUCUGGGCAGCAAGAUUUCUAGCGACGCAGGUGCCUUCCAGGGUUCACCACUGUUCCCGAGCAAGACGUCCAGCAAACAGGAACCGUCACCCGUCGUAAGCCCCCUGCAGAAGUCGUCUGUGCGUGGCAGGACUCGUAUUCCGCCCAAGAUCUCUGAGGACUCUCUGAUCACGGUGGAGCAGGACGACGAUACUGUCCUGGUCGAGCGGGUUGAUGAUGUUCAGUCCUCCAUUCAGGGGUCGCUGGGGAAGGUGGAUGAUGAGCUGGCAGACGUGGAGAUCGGGCGUGUUGGUUCAUUCGGUGUCACGAGCGGAGUGCAGCGUCCGCCCAAGAGGGAAAUCCCCGUCAAGGUAUCGGAGAACAGCGCUCUUGGAACUGUUAACCAGGGCUACGAGUCGAUCGCGCUGGUCGGCAAUCAGGGAGCACGGCCCGCGCACUCGACGCAAGUGACACACCAGCAGUCCACUAUGUCGGCUAGCUCCGCUGGCGGCUCCGACCUGAUCUCGCUGGAGGACACCAUCAGUAACGCGGAGCGCCAGCUGCACUUCCCGCCGGUCGAUGCUGUCAAGUCGGCGUCAUGCUAUUUGCUUGAACACGUUGACCAGGUCCCGGAGUUGCCGUCAAGACGGAAAAGCCCGCGCGGAUCGCACGACGGUGACCUCAACGUCGAACAGAGUGCGUCCAUGCGCACGUUCCCACACUCGAUGGCAACGUCGGUCGAUGAU